CGCUGCUACUUCUGCCGCGGCCUCGCCCCCUCCAGCUGGGCGGAGCCGGCGCGGGAUCCGGGUGUCGGUGCUGGCGGCCGUGGCUGCGGGGCGGGGGUCGCGGCCGUGUGCGGGCUGCAGCGACUUCCUGGGCGGAUCCCGGUGCGCGAGGCGUGACCCGAGGAUUUCAGGCCUCCCCUCCAAGCAGAUCCCACCACGAUGGCAUCCGCUAGUGAGUCCCCUGCCAGCCCGAGGGAUGCAGCUGACCAGAACUUUGACUACAUGUUCAAACUGCUCUUGAUCGGGAAUAGCAGUGUGGGCAAGACCUCCUUCCUGUUCCGCUACGCAGAUGAUUCCUUCACCCCUGCCUUCGUGAGCACAGUGGGCAUCGACUUCAAGGUCAAGACAGUCUAUCGACACGAUAAGAGGAUCAAGCUGCAGAUUUGGGACACAGCAGGCCAGGAGCGCUACCGGACCAUCACCACGGCCUACUACCGUGGGGCCAUGGGCUUCCUGCUCAUGUAUGACAUCUCCAACCAGGAAUCCUUCACCGCAGUGCAGGACUGGGCUACACAGAUCAAGACCUACUCCUGGGACAAUGCCCAGGUCAUCCUCGUGGGCAACAAGUGUGACCUGGAGGACGAACGCGUCGUACCCGCUGAGGAUGGCCGGAGGCUCGCUGAUGACCUUGGUUUUGAGUUCUUUGAGGCCAGCGCCAAGGAGAAUGUCAAUGUGAAGCAGGUGUUUGAGCGCCUAGUGGACAUCAUCUGUGAGAAGAUGAGCGAGUCCCUGGAACCAAGCUCUAGCCCAGGCAGCAACGGAAAAGCCCCAACCCUUGGGGAUACUCCACACCCCCAGCCUAGCAGCUGUGGCUGUUAAGGGUGACCCUUGACCUCCCCACACCUGUCCCCUCCUGCCUCUUCAAGGACUGCAGCCGAGGUGUGAGCCACAGGGGCCGUCUCUAAGCUCAGGGCACCCCUUCCCUCCUGUCCACUUCCCCCUCUUCUCGCAUAACUCCAUCUCCCUUUUUCUCCAUGUUGAUGUACUCAGUCCUGGUUCGAGCCCACACCCCCAGGCUCCACUCAGCAUUGUCUGAGGGUGUGGGAUACCCACGAAGGUGCCUACUGCUCCCCAGGGCAUUGUGAUGGGAUGGCUUUAGACAGCAUCGCCUUCUGAGAGUGGCGGAGGGGACACCCCACGCCUUCUGCCUUAGAACCGCUUCCCAGGUAUAUGCUCUACUGUCCAAUUGCUGGCUGAAGAUGUCACCUGGUGUGGGUUGCUGUCCAACUUAGCCCUGGCAGCCUCUCUAGCUCAGGUCCACCAGCUUGGCCUUGAACCUGCUCGUGAACUGACUGCUAGCCAAAGAUACGGGCAGGUCUGCAGUUUUUACCCUUGCUUCCCUGGCAUCUACCCGAAAGCCUGUUUUCUGGUUGUACAAGGGACAGAAUUAGAGCCACCAUAACAUCAGGGACUCUCCCAAGUGCCUUCCAAGCUUCCCCUGAGUCCACACCACUCAAUGUGGGUUAAGCCACUCCAUCUUUCAUCCAGAACUAAAUGUUGGAACAAUCUAGGCCCUAUCACAUGGGGGCCUAGGACUGCCCCCCUUUAUCACUGCAGCUCUCUGUCACCUCAGAGCCAGGGGACCGAGGCUGCACGCCAGGUCCCCAUCUGCCUGGUGGUGGUUUAAGCAAGAGCUUUACACAUCUUACAUCCUGUGUAGAGAAGGAAGUGGAGAAACCAGCCCUCAGAGGGUGCACACUUGAGGGCAGUUUCUGAUGGCAGGAGUUGGGUUCUCCACCUGAGGACCCUUGUGUGGACCCCAGUGCCCGGGGACACUUUGGGGUGGCGGGGAAGCUCAGGGAGAAGGCAUCAGUGGGCACCCAGUGAUUUUGUAAUUCAUGGGAGCAGCAAGCCCCCCAGUGAAUUCAUGCCUCUACAAAGCUUGGGACUUAACCCCUAGGGUCCCUGGUUCUCUCUAGAUAGGAGGUCCUUCCUACCCACCGACCAAACUCCCUUCAACACCAUUUGACAUCUCAUGAUUCAGGUGGCACUCGCGAAGCCUAGAUGGUCUGUGUUGCACGUCCCUGACUUUAUAUCAGGGGUGGAGUCCACUCCUUCAGUCCCACAACCAGAGGCCUCUGCAGCCUGACUGAGCUCAGUGUCCUCCCAGCCUGGCUCAGGCUCCAGUGUACACGCAGCCCUGCCAGGCUGUCCUUAGAGCAUCGGGAUGAAGCUGUCUUUGUAUAAACUGGAUGAAAGGGAGUGGAUAAAUUAUUUAGCAAAGUGAGGGCAUCUGAACACUUGGAGGGGAGAGUCAUUUUUUUAUGUUGCUUUAUCAUUAAAUUGUCAAAACAGCUAAAAUUAA
Molecule: messenger RNA, 2344 nt
Organism: Peromyscus californicus insignis
Lineage: Eukaryota; Metazoa; Chordata; Mammalia; Rodentia; Cricetidae
Gene: Rab3d
Product: RAB3D, member RAS oncogene family
Exons: 5
Coding region: 199-858 (219 amino acids)
Biological process (GO): protein localization to plasma membrane; protein secretion; regulation of exocytosis
Cellular component (GO): endosome; synaptic vesicle; plasma membrane
Molecular function (GO): GTPase activity; GTP binding
Source: RefSeq, a predicted model, not a curated record